Messenger RNA from Athene cunicularia (burrowing owl), 1773 nucleotides. It is a transcript of the gene PARPBP, whose product is annotated as PARP1 binding protein. Bases 1 to 1749 code for a protein of 582 amino acids. The record is from RefSeq and is a predicted model, not a curated record. NCBI's taxonomy places the organism in Eukaryota, Metazoa, Chordata, Aves, Strigiformes, Strigidae. The transcript is spliced from 10 exons. Gene Ontology annotation, cellular component: chromatin. Gene Ontology annotation, biological process: negative regulation of double-strand break repair via homologous recombination.
AUGAUUGACUUCCAACAAAAAAUUUUAAACUCUAUCAAGUGUUUCAGAAGACAAUGGCCUUUAUUUUCAAACUCUGAAAGGACUACUCUAUGUGGAGCAGACUGCAUGCUGAUGGCAUUACAACUGUCAAUGGCUGAAGUCAAUAAACAGCACCAUGGAGAUUUCACAGUAUCACUUAGUGAUGUGUUGGAAACUUGGAAAUAUUUGUUACAUGACAAACUGGGAUUAUCGUAUGAAAACAUGAAAGAACCUGCAAAUUAUGCUGACCUAAAAAAAGCCUAUCAUGCCUUCUUAGCAAGAAGCAAUAUGUUAGAUCUAAUAGACAUAUGUCAGAAAUGCUAUGGUCUUGGACUUGUAUCUGACGAUGAGAACAUAGCCCCAGUACAACUGUUGGAAUUCAUUUCUGGCAUAGUAAAUGUACAAGAAAAUAAUGGUUCUGUUCUUUCUACUCCUUCUACACAAGUCAACAGACAGGGCCAGGAGAAUAUGAAGGUGACAAUCCUGGCGAAGAAGUGUGUGUGUUCAUAUUUAAGGCUGUUGGUGAAUUCUAAGGAUGAUCUGGCACUGGCUCAUAUUCUAAAUGUUCCUGACAGAGGACUUGGUAGAGAAGCCUUCACUAACCUAAAACAUGCUUCACAGAAGGGAGGAAUGUCCAUUUUCCUGAUGGCAACAUCUUUUAUCCGAACUGUAGAACUUGGAGGAAGAGGCUGUGCAUCUUCAUUACUUGAUCCUUUAAGAAUCCAUGUAAAGGGGCUUUCAGACUUUGUUAAUUUUAUUGACAAGCUGCAAGAAAUUGUUGGUGAAAUCUUGAAUCCAAGAAUUGCAGGGGGGCGAAUUCUGUCAACAGUGAAGAUGCAUUUGAUAAAAGGCCUAAGCAGUGGGGAUCCUUUCUGUCAGGCAGUAGAGGAAGCUGUACAAGAUUUGGAUUUGAAGAUUAAAAAUAUUAUCGAUUCUCAACAUGAAGUCUUGACUGCCAGCACUACUGGAGUCAGUCCAGCACGGCCAAAAUUGCAUUCCAUAAAUCAUGGUACUGUGUAUUGUGGCAGAGAGACUGUAAAGGUCUUACUAGUUCUUCUGGAUGAAGAAGCUGUCAAUCCUCCUACCCAGAACAAAGUGGAGCUAUUAUAUGAUGAUGAAAGCUUAAAUUUGUUUGGAAUCACCUCUGUUUUGACACUCUUCAGAUCUCCAGCACAAUCCAAAGGUUCUUCUCCAAAACCCCUUAGACAACGAAUUCAGAAAAAUAUGGAUGAAAAAAUAAUUAAGGGGAAACAAUCUUCAAUCAAAUCUCAGUUUGCAUGUACAUAUAAAAAGGAGCUGGGUGAAAUAAAGGAUCAGCGUUUCCUCAGCAGUAACCAAAUUCCAAUCUGCAUACAUCCUGCACCAAAGCAACAUUUAAAAGCUGGAUAUCUCACAGAAGGUAUGAAUUCAUGUCUAGAUGUACCAGUGCUUGGAACUAUUUCUGAAAAUGUUCACCAGACUAGAAGUUAUACAGAAAUGGGAAAGCUGAGUUGUCAGCCAAGAAACAAGAAUUCCAGGAAUGAACAGAUGGAUUUGAAUAAUGACAAAGUAAUCUGUGAUAAGGAAAGUGAACCAUCUUUGCAAAAAAAUGCUAAAAGACCUAAAACUUCAAACAACCCUCAUAAGGUAUCGGACAGGAAAAUCAGUGGAAAAGGAAAACACAGCAAAACUGCAAGCAAGAAUAAGUUGAUUGCUGGUCAGGCAAAAUUAACUCAAUUUUUUCAACUAUAAAUUUUCAUUUUGACAUAUAUGUAU